AUGGAGAAUAGUGAAUUUGGGAAGGGACUCGGUAUAUACUAUGAUUUCGAUCAAAGGAGUGAUGGGAUGGUACCUGAUGACCCGCCUCAGAACAACGACGAUGCGUCUUCUAUGGAUGAUGAAGAAAUGAAUUCAUAUAAUAGUCCCAAUGGCUCUAAUAGACUGAAGUUUUAUCCAUAUUCUAAUAACUCAAUGACAAGAAGUGUGGCUACAUUGAACUUGUCUAUCUCAAACUCGCAUAAUCAAGUAGAAGAAACGUUACCAUCCAAGAACAACAGAAUACGACAAGGUUUGGAUUUUGGAAUACCUUCAAGCAACACGAGACUACAACUACCUGCAAUAACAAAGACCACUGUUGAUUACUCAAAGACAGAGAAUAAAAAUUUCAACAUGGAAACGUGUUUAAAUGAUUGGUCACCUUUUAACUACAACGGUUCAAGCUCAUCUAACUCUUCCAAGAGUGAGUUGUCACCAUUCGUUAAUAACCCAGAGACUCUUAAAAAAUGGAGUUGGAUGCCAAAACAAAACAAAAAGCACGGGAAACCAUUGGAUAAAGCGAAUAUAAUAAUCACACAAACACCUAGGAAUACUAGCAAGAACCAUCCAGAUUUUGAAAUUGCGAAACCGGAUCCUUCCGCCUUCGAAACUUCUGGGUUGAAACCAAAAAGUUUACUCAACACAGCACAAAAAUUAGCUGUACCUAAUACACCUGUUAAGAAAUCACCUUUCAUAGAUACUGGUAAUACCUUUUCAAGCGCAUCUCGAGUAGCAGAUAGCAGUAUUCUUGAAUUUUCUACUUUGAAUUACAGAAAUUCAACGACAGGUCAUACAUCGUUUUUAUUCUCUCCAUCUCUAAAUAAGACACCAGUUCAUGAUAAGUUUUAUAACUCGACUGGUAUCUUGGAUGACUCUCCUUUACAGCUCUCAAAAGGACAAAAAAGCAACAAUAAGGAUUUUAAACAAAAUAAUGUUAGGCCAUUGCACUCAGAAUCUAAUACGCCGGAUUCCACUCACAAAGGUUCAUACAAAAAGAUAAAAAAAUCUAGGGAUUCUGUAAUACUAAAAAAUAUCGAAUUAUCUAAUAGUCUUCUACAAUUUACAAACGAUCUGUAUGAUGAAGAAGAAAAUCGGAACAAUAACAAAGAGAACCACCCUACUAUUUUCGAGUCUGAAGCUGAUGAUGAAUGUGUACCGCCUGCUGGUAAGGCUGAUGAUCACAGAAGAGAUAAAAAUUGCGGAUUAUCCCUGCAUAUUUCAUCACCCAAAUACAAUAGUCAAAUCUCCACUAAAAGUAACGUGAAUCACUUAAUUACCGUAGAGUCGUCAUAUGAUGUGAAAAGCCUUCUGACACCAACAAGAACUAAGUCUAUUGCUGGUGCGAAGAUGACUGAUAAAUUAGCAAAUCCAUACCUGAAUGAGGAAUUGUCUUCAUUCGAUGGCUUAUCUCCAUUGAGCUCAAAGAAAAAGAUACAUAAUCAAGAAAACCCUGAUAUGCAUUUAUCGAAGAAAUUUGAGGAUAUUUCCAUUAUUGGGCAGGGACCUUUUUCUACAGUUUAUUAUGUUGUUGAUCCUGAAACUAAUAAGAAGUUUGCAAUAAAAUCAAUGCAAAUCAACAAAAAGAAUCCCAUUAAAAGAAUUUUACAGGAAAUCAAUUUAUUAACAGAGUUUCAAUCGACAAAUCUUGAUGAAGAAGGCAAGGAAUACAUUAUUGAUUAUAUAACGUCCUGGAAAUAUGGGGACUCAUAUUAUAUUAUGACUGAUUUUUACGAAAAUGGAAGUUUAGAUAAAUUUUUGCAAGAGCAAGUGGUGUCAAAGAAAACUAAACUAGAGGACUGGAGAAUAUGGAAAAUCAUGGUUGAAAUUUGCCUUGGUCUACGUUUCAUACAUGAUUCUUGUCAGGUCGUGCAUCUCGACUUGAAACCGGCUAACAUAUUUAUCACAUUCGAGGGUAACUUAAAAAUUGGAGAUUUCGGCAUGGCUACUCAUUUGCCAUUAACUGACAAGUCUUUUGAGAAUGAAGGUGACAGGGAAUACAUUGCACCUGAAAUAAUUACCGACUCAGUAUAUGAUUUUAAAGCUGAUAUAUUCUCAUUGGGUCUGAUUAUGGUUGAGAUAGCGGCAAAUGUUAUUUUACCUGACAAUGGUAAUGCAUGGCACAAGUUACGCUCAGGUGAUUUAUCCGAUGCUGGACGCUUGAGUUCAACAGAUAUUCACUCAGAGUCUUUAUUUUCUUCUGUCACCAAAGUUGAAAAAGGUAACUCAGGGUUGUUGGAUUAUAACCGUGAAGUACUUUCUCAGAUUGAUUCCAACGCCUUCGAAGGAAACUCAAACCCAGUCUUGGAUCUCCCCCAUUCUUCCACAACCAAAGUUUCCAACAAGCUAAACUCGAAUAUCAACGCAGAAAAGCAACACUCGAGAGAUUCUAUACCAGCUUGGGUUCCUAAGUUCCUUAUCGAUGGAGAAUCACUUGAUAACAUCGUCAAGUGGAUGAUAGAGCCGAACUACAAAAGACGUCCUAGCGCCGAUGAAAUUUUGCAUACUGAAGAAUGUUUGUAUGUAGAGAUGACUAGAAAAGCAGGUGCCAUUGUUCAAGAGGAUGAUUAUGGACCUAGGCCAGAGUUUUUCCAGUAA
This is a messenger RNA of Nakaseomyces glabratus, 2631 nucleotides long. RefSeq names its product tyrosine protein kinase SWE1 (gene SWE1). The record is from RefSeq and is a predicted model, not a curated record. Gene Ontology annotation, molecular function: protein tyrosine kinase activity; ATP binding. Lineage: Eukaryota; Fungi; Ascomycota; Saccharomycetes; Saccharomycetales; Saccharomycetaceae. Gene Ontology annotation, biological process: protein phosphorylation; negative regulation of G2/MI transition of meiotic cell cycle. Gene Ontology annotation, cellular component: cytoplasm; nucleus.